Molecule: messenger RNA, 1758 nt
Organism: Macrosiphum euphorbiae (potato aphid)
Lineage: Eukaryota; Metazoa; Arthropoda; Insecta; Hemiptera; Aphididae
Source: the annotation of a GenBank genome assembly
AUGAUGGCUCUAUCUGGUUUAAAACUUAACACAAUUAUUUUAAUGAUGGUGCUUAACUAUAGUUAUUUGGUGCACAGCGCUGUGAGCGUUGGUGGUGGUGGAGGUGGUGGCGGUGCCAGUGACAUUUGGCCGCUGGAACGGCCCGAUGGCAUGCCGGUGAUUCAGUCGCUGGAGGUGAUGUGCGGCAAGGACCACAUGGACGUGCAUUUGCAGUUCACACAUCCGUUCGAAGGCAUCGUGUCGUCCAAGGGCCAGUACGCUGACCCACGGUGCGUGUACGUGCCGCCGUCCACCGGAAAGACGUUCUUCACUUUCCGCAUAGCGUACGCGCGGUGUGGCACCAAACCUGACCUCAACGGUCAGUUCUACGAGAACACUGUGGUCGUCCAGUACGAUAAGGACCUGCUGGAAGUGUGGGACGAGGCCAAGCGGUUGCGGUGCGAGUGGUACAAUGAUUACGAAAAGACCGCGUCCAAACCACCCAUGGUCAUCGCCGACCUGGACGUUAUACAGUUGGACUUCAGAGGUGAUAACGUCGAUUGUUGGAUGGAAAUACAACACGGAAAAGGACCAUGGGCUCCACCAGUUAGCGGUAUAGUGCCUUUGGGUUCUACGUUAACGUUAGUGGUAGCCAUCAAUGAUUAUAGAGGCGAGUUUGACAUGAGAGUGAAAUCUUGCGCCGCGUCCGACGGGGGCGGGCACGUCAUUCAGCUAACGGACGACCAAGGGUGCGUGUUAAGACCAAAAAUGAUUAGUGGGUUCCUGAAAGCACGGACUUCAGACGAACGAGCUUCCGUCAUAACGUACGCGUUCUUCCAUGCCUUCAAGUUCCCGGAUGCGCUUAGCGUGCAUAUCCGAUGCAAGGUGGAGAUAUGCCGGCAUGGUUGCCUGGAUCACUGUCAGACAGACGAACGUACAUCGGCUGGACAUUUACUUCAGCAGCAGCAACAGCACCAGCUCCAAUAUGGGCCGGUGGAUAGGAAGGACCAGCAGAACGAUCGGUUGGACUACGUUCAAACAGUCGUGGUCAACACGGACCAGCCCAGUGCUCAAGCGCAGAUGGCGGUGCACAAUCCGUUCGAUACUACCAGUCACAAUAACAAGCCACAGCCUGGUCAAAACAAGGAGACGUUGAAUCGGGACGGUUUCCCGCACGGGCCACGGAACCUGGACGACGGUGUAGUCGCGCCGUCGGAAGGCAGCGACGAUGACAAACAGCAGGCAGCCGCGACGCUAGCGUCCUCCAAUAACGGGACAGCGGGUGAGCAGACGGCCGCGAACUUCGCGCAACUGCAGAGGCGCCGGCGCCGGCGUUCCGUGAACGUGUCGGACGCUGGAAACGCGGAUGUGGGCGUCAGCGGGUUGUACGACGUCAUAUCACAGUCGGACCUGGCGUUCACGCCGGACACCAAGACGGACAGCGAGGCAGUAACCAUAUUCCAGGGACGGAUCCGCGAGGACGUUGUGUACGGCAUAUGCAUGCCGGUGCACGGGUUCGGCGCGCUGUUCGUAAUGUUCGCGGGUUCAGCGAUCGUGUCCGUUGUGGUGGCCGGGUUCCAGUUGCACAAGUACCAGGUGAGGCGGGAGACGCAAAAGAUGAUGUCCGUCCAGGCGCACCAGCACAGCGUGGCUGCGGCCGCCGUAGCCGCCGGUGGAGGUUACAUACACAACUCGCUUGCCGGCAUCGUGGCGCUGAACAAACUGAUCGCGUCCAAAACGGCCGCCGCCACCGCCGUCCAAACCAGACGAAACAGCUAA